GUUGGCGGUAGGCUGAGUCGUCAGAGAGGGAGGAACGGAGUUAACGCUGAGAACGUAUUUCUCUUUUAGAAAUAUUAAUUUAUUUUUGUGAACUUAAAGGGAAAUUAUCCCAUUUUUACGUAUUCUGGACUAUUUUUUUCUGCAGAAACAGGUAGAGAUGCCAGUUGUGCGGUUUCAGGCUGGAGACACUGUGAUGGGCCGCUGGCCUGGCAGUAACCUCUUCUAUGAGGUCAAAGUGCUGAGCCACUCUGCCAAGUCUGAGCUCUACACUGUCAUCUACAAAGAUGGCACAGAACUGGAGUUAAAGGAUGCAGAUAUCAAGAGCAUGAGUGGAUUCAGGCAGGGUUCUAGCCGUGCCCGGUCUCGGUCCCGUUCUCGCUCCCGUUCUCCAGCGCGUACUCGCCGAAGUCGCUCACGCUCUCCGGCAAGAACAUCACGUCGCUCUUCAUCCCACACCACUGAGACACGCAGAGAAAAACUUAAAGAUAUGCUGGAGGUGCGUCUCACGCCUGUGACAAUGCCACUGGUGAACAGUAGCAACAAUGAGCAUGAAAAGAAAGAAGAGAAUGACACAGCAAACAAAGUUGUUGAGGAGGUGAAGGAGGAAACCGAGAACCAGGUAAGUGGCCGCUACAAUCUCCGCCGCAGGAAGGACCAGGGCGAAGAGCGACCAUUAGAGCAGAAAAAAACACAGCCAAUCGUGUCACUGGCCACACCACAGCAAACCAGCAAGACUACUGACCUGGAGUUUGGAGGAAGGAUUGGUGUGUUCUUUUUGCUGUUGCUGCUUCCUUUGGUGGUGCUGGCACUGCUUAUUCUCUGUGGCCAGAAGGAUUCUAGUCUCCUCAGCUUUCCUCACAUGCUUCCCCCACUUGACUCUCUCUGGGACUGGCAGGUUUUUGGCAUCACGCUCAUUUGGCUGCUCUUCCAGGCUGUUCUCUCUCUGCUCCCUAUUGGCAAGGUUGUUAAUGGAAUGCCUCUGAAGAACGGAAAAACACUGAAAUACAGGAUUAAUGGGUUUUAUGCGCUACUCAUCAGUGGUAUAGCAGUCGGGGCUGGUGUAUAUAAUGGGGUGGAUCUUGUCUACAUCCAUACUCAUUUCCUCCAGUUCUAUACCUCAGCCCUGCUCAUAUCCAUUCUACUCAGUAUCUACUUGUUUGCCCGUUCCCGUUGGGUCUCUGAUGAUGAGCGUGCUCCAGCUGGCAAUUCUGGUUAUGCAGUAUAUGAUUUCUUCAUGGGACGUGAGCUGAAUCCACGAAUCAAAGGUUUUGACAUCAAAUUCUUCUGUGAAAUGCGCCCAGGACUUAUUGGUUGGCUCGUGUUUAACUUUGCCAUGUUACAUGCUGAGAUGAAACUUCAGAAACUCAGCACCCCCUCCUUAGCCAUGCUGCUUGUGAAUGGCUUCCAGCUGCUUUGGGUUGCUGAUGGCUUUUGGCAUGAGGAGAAACUUCUAACCAAGAUGAACAUAGUGCAUGAUGGUUUUGGGUUCAUGCUGGCCUUUGGAGAUCUGGCCUGGGUACCCUUUACUCUCACCUGUCAGUCAUACUACCUUGCCAGUCACCCCAGUGACCUCUCUGUGUUUUGGAUUGUUGCCAUCAUCCUAAUGAAUGCAAUUGGCUACUACAUAUUCCGGAAAGCCAACUCACAGAAAUUUGCUUUCAGAAGAAAUCCAUCUGAUCCGACCUUGUCUCAUCUGAAAACGAUUCCAACUGCAACUGGAAAGAGCCUCAUUGCGUCUGGUCUGUGGGGUUUUGUCCGUCACCCAAAUUACCUUGGUAACAUUCUUAUUGCUUUGGCCUGGUCCCUAACAUGUGGUUUUAAUCAUCUGAUUCCUUAUUUCUGUCUGAUUUACUUAAUCAUCCUGCUGGUGCAUCGGGAGGCGCGAGAUGAGCAUCAGUGUAGGAAGAAAUAUGGCUUGGCAUGGGACAAAUAUUGCAAAGCGGUACCUUACCGCAUCUUCCCCAAGGUGUACUGAGAACCUGCAGACAGACAUGUGGGGGACACAGAAUUUCCUGUGGAGCAUCUGAAUGAAAAUUUUAAUUCUAAGAGUAAGAAAACAACUGAGGGCAUCAUUGAGCAACUUGGCAGCUAUUUGGAUCCUAGAAGAAAACAUUGUUUUAAUUAGAAUCAUUUGUAAAAUAUUUUAAAUUGCCCCAGUUAUAAACUCUCCUCUGUAUAUUAAUGUACACGUUUUUCUACUCAAGCAAUUUCUGCCAUAACUCUCUAUAACUUUCUCAUUUUUGAGGUUUUGAAACAUUUUGCCUUUUAUUUCUUGACGUAUUCUGUAAUACGUUGAGUUUAAUGCUUUUUGUAUAUUCUGUUUGAUGGGAUAUAAAUUGAUUAAUUGUUUGUAUUUGUUUUUUGUUUUUUCUGUAUAGUAAAAACAGUUAUGCUAUGACUCAGGACCAGUGCUUUUAUGAGAAGAAAAUGGAAAAAAAAAUAUUUUUGUCUUAAUUUUUUAAAUAUAAUUUAAGGCAGAUCAUUUUAGAAUUAAUUUUAACCUUACAUGCACUGUGGUAAUGAUUUUUGUUUUAGUGAAAAUGUUUAUGAAGUUGCUUAUUGCUUAUUUUAUUUUCAAUUUUAUCAUCAAAUAGUAGCUAAUGCUUUUUGUAAUAUUUAUGAUGCAUGGGACCAAAUAUUGCAUUUCUCUUUCCCCCCAUUAAAACUACUGUCGAAACUACCAGUUCUUCAGAACAAAUCAGUGUAUCCGAGUUUCCAGUGUCUUUGUGAUGAGAUUAGUAAAUUAGGCUGAUGAAAUAUAAAUAAAUUGCUGAGAUUUUUUUAUGUAAAUUGUAAUUACUUGGUGCAGAUCUUUUUUAAAUGUUUAGAAAUAAUGUGCACAGAAAGAAGUGUUUAUUGGUAAUCUUUUGUUACUUUUUUUUUUAAACGGGUUGAUUGAAAGACUGGAAACUUCUGUCCUGUAUAGCAAAUGUGUAUUUCAUUAAAUGGGCAGAUUCUCCAGCAUGUACAAUGUACAUAAAUUAUUAGUUUUGCAUUUGAACAUUUCACAUUUUAUUGCUAUUUGCUUUUUUGUUUUGCUUUUCUUAACAUGUUGUUGACCUUUAAUUAUUGCUGUUGCUAUUUUAUUUUUGUUUUGGUAGCACUGAAUUUCUUUUCAUCAGCAAUUUAGCCAGUUGUCUUUUGGUCAGUAGCUGAAUCAGCUCUGUGAGAUGACUGCAAAAUAUUGCAUUAUAGGAUUUCUGAAAUAUCCUGUUCGUCUUUCAUUGGAUAAUUAAAGAAUACCCCAGGGUUGUUUAUAGGAAGAAAAAAAAAAGAACAAAUAUGGCCUGUAAGUCAGGCUUUGCAUUGUAUGUUUUGCCAAAAAUAAAGUAUUUUGUGUAGACUG
Molecule: messenger RNA, 3346 nt
Organism: Neoarius graeffei (lesser salmon catfish)
Lineage: Eukaryota; Metazoa; Chordata; Actinopteri; Siluriformes; Ariidae
Gene: lbr
Product: lamin B receptor
Exons: 14
Coding region: 158-1975 (605 amino acids)
Biological process (GO): sterol biosynthetic process
Cellular component (GO): nuclear inner membrane
Molecular function (GO): oxidoreductase activity, acting on the CH-CH group of donors, NAD or NADP as acceptor
Source: RefSeq, a predicted model, not a curated record